Molecule: messenger RNA, 1599 nt
Organism: Kwoniella shivajii
Lineage: Eukaryota; Fungi; Basidiomycota; Tremellomycetes; Tremellales; Cryptococcaceae
Exons: 6
Coding region: 1-1599 (532 amino acids)
Biological process (GO): tRNA wobble position uridine thiolation
Cellular component (GO): cytosol
Molecular function (GO): tRNA binding; sulfurtransferase activity
Source: RefSeq, a predicted model, not a curated record
AUGUCCUGCGGAGAGAUACCAGACGGUUUAGCGAAUGCUGAAGAAGCAGAAGCUGUCAUGCCUCGGCGAAGACAGAUUCGAAGAAUCGAUAAAUCAUUAUGUCAAAGAUGUAAAACAGCUAAAUCAAUGUAUCUGAUACGAAAUGUGACAUAUUGCAAAGCAUGUUUUCAACAUAACGUAUUUACAAGAUUUAUGAAAACGUUACAUCCACCUCUGAAACCAUCCACCACAUCCGAUGGUGGUACCAAUGCCAAAUCCAAACAAACUCAAGGAGGGUUAAGACCACCUAAACAGAUCGGAUCCAGUUUGAUUGGAUUAUCAGGUGGUUCAAGUUCUUUAACCAUGUUAGAUCUAUUAAUAUCAAAACAAUACAUAGGUGACGAUAACGACAGGAUAAUAGAUAAAACAAAAGGUGAAAAAGAACCUAUUUGGAAUAAAGGGUUUGUCAUUUAUGUUGAAUUUGACCAUAUUCUCAAUAACCAAUUGCAUGGAUCUACCACCCCUGGGAAUCAAGACGAGUCACUAUUGACUUCGAGAUUGGAAGAAAUUGAAAAUUGGGUAAAAGAGCAAAAUCACAACUUGACUUUUAUUGGAUUGAAUGCGGAAGAUGUGUUUGAUCCGAAUUUGAAGAAACGUAUUAAAGCUCUUGUAGGUAUUCAAGAAGGAAACGAGGAUACCCAAUCGGCCGAAGGAAUUUCUGUCGACCUGAAGAAUCCUGAUCUACCUCUAUUCCCAAUCCCUUCUUCAUCCACAUCCACGACAACUCCACUUGACCAACUUCGAUCUUUACUUGCAUCUUUACCGGCACCUUCUCGACCUUCUCUCCUCUCCAGUAUCCUCACCUCUCUCAUAACCAUCACAUCUCAGACAAUCCCCAAUAUAUCACAUAUAUUACUAGGUGAAACAUCAACUAGACAAGCACAACGUUUGAUUUCCGGCACUGCAUCAGGUAAAGGUUAUACAUUACCAUUAGAACUUGCGGUAUCGUACAAAGCUGAAAAUGCAAUAACGAUUUUGAAACCGAUGAAAGAGAUAACUACGAAAGAAACUGCUAUCUAUUCAUAUCUAAAAGGCUGGAAUGGAUUCAUAAGAAAUGAAAGGAAAUGGGAUAACGCAGGUCCAAAGAGUAAAAAAGAUUCAAGGGGGAAAGGUGAUAUCAAAAGUUUAGAAAGUCUGACUGAGCUGUUCAUCGCUACAUUAGCCGUAACUCACCCUUCAACAGUUUCAACUAUAAAUAGAACAGGUGACAAGUUGAUGUUCACAGGUGAAAAAGGUCAAGAAGUUUCAUGUCCAGUGUGUCAACUGCCAGUCGACCCUCACGCGUUGCAAUGGAAAUCGCGUACAGCGUUAACAUCUCUUCCCACCAAAACCAUCGCGGACAUAUCAUCACCUGAUGACGAGAAGAAUGAGAAAUUGGCAACACUACUUUGUUAUGCUUGUUUAACUACUUUUACACCCCCGACAGUGGUUGCAAAGGCGUUAAGAAGCGAUACAGAACCGGUGCAGCUACCUUACUGGAUCGGAGAGAACGUAAGGCGGAAAGUGGCAAGAGUGGAGAUGAAAGAGGAUAUAAAGGAUUUUUUGAUCGGAGAGGAAUAG